This is a messenger RNA of Giardia duodenalis, 1335 nucleotides long. RefSeq lists its product as uncharacterized. The transcript has a single exon. Lineage: Eukaryota; Fornicata; Diplomonadida; Hexamitidae. The coding region runs from base 1 to 1335 and encodes 444 amino acids. The record is from RefSeq and is a predicted model, not a curated record.
AUGAUAACAAGUGAGGAGUCGCCUCCCAAGGCAGCUGUUCACGAAGUAGAUGGAAUCUGCUCACCAGGGUUGCACGUCUUGGGCUCUAAGGAAGCCGUGACUCAACCGAAUGGCGCACUGCUUUCCCCCAAAGUACCCCCACUACUUCACGAGCCAUCCCAUCAACCUUUGAGCACCACGCUUGCAGACUCAUCGCCUCUAAAAAUAAACAAACUGAGUGCUGCACCGACGGUAACCGGGACAGAACCAACACGUCUAGACUCUAAAAAUCUUCACACGCAAAGUAAUUUAACCACAUGCAUGCUUCAGUUGCUGAAGGACGACAGCAGUUCACCAGAUAAUCACGGACUCAAGUACAUGCUCUGCCAGGGAAGCGAGCCAAACACACACAUGGCGAACAGUGAGAUAUUGAUAUCUGAUACUCUCCCCUCCUGUAUUUCACCAUCUAUGCUUGGUCUGGGGAUUACUGCAGGUCUGAGUCUCCCCCUGCUCGCUGAUAGGGAUAGUCUACCGACCUCUUCCUUGAGCAUGCAUCACUGUCAAUCUCAGCCGCAGAACAUAAACUCUACUAAUCUAUACCCUCAACUCCCAGGAUCUCACACUCUAACUCUUUUCUACGAUUUAUCUAACAUAGCUUCUAAUUCUAACGAUUUAUUAUAUUCAAAUGGAAAGCGAGCAGGAGCAGAUCACUGUUCUCCAUUCGUCGCUUUCACGGACAUUAUGCACAACACGAGUCAGGUAUCAUUGCUUCCGCAAACUUCCCAAGUUGCUGACUGGCAAAGUCUGAAAGAUCAGGGCGUCUUCAAUUCAGCUAUUGCACCUCUCCCGCCCAUCACCCCAUCUCCUCCAAACACUGCCCUUCCAGAGUAUUCUGAGAGAUUUACCGCCGGCUCGAUUAGUUCAGCUGCUGGGAUAAAAAAGUGGAAUACUGAUGAUGAGCUAACCUUCUUCCGCCUUAUAUUGUGCUACAAUGGCACAAAGUAUACUAAAUUUGCUAAGAAUUUCCCGAACAAGCCGAUAAAAAGCUUAAAUAAUAAAUGGCAGAUUGAGAAGAAGAGGGCGCAGAAAAAUAUGUAUUUGGAUUGGAAGACUGUGAUAGUCUCUAUGCUAUGCAGGUACCUCAACCUUCUAGAGCAAUCUCGAGGGAAAAACAUUCUGAGGAUUCGAAGCGCACUCACUACGGUUCUGAGCAGUAUCGAUACCACGGCCUUUUGUUCUUUUGAUAAGAGCAAUCACGCGCAGUACUCACGAAUUCUCUUUAAAAGCAUCUGCGAGAUGCUUGGAGACGAGCAACUUAAGUUUCUCGAUAUUGACCUUGCAACCCCUUCUGUCUAA